This is a messenger RNA of Penicillium oxalicum, 1236 nucleotides long. Its product is annotated as Glycerol-3-phosphate dehydrogenase. Gene Ontology annotation, biological process: carbohydrate metabolic process; glycerol-3-phosphate catabolic process. Gene Ontology annotation, molecular function: protein binding; glycerol-3-phosphate dehydrogenase [NAD(P)+] activity; NAD binding. The record is from RefSeq and is a predicted model, not a curated record. The transcript has 5 exons. Gene Ontology annotation, cellular component: cytosol; glycerol-3-phosphate dehydrogenase (FAD) complex; nucleus. Bases 1 to 1236 code for a protein of 411 amino acids. Lineage: Eukaryota; Fungi; Ascomycota; Eurotiomycetes; Eurotiales; Aspergillaceae.
AUGGGAUCUCUCGGCCCGUACCAGCGCAAGCACAAGGUGGCAGUGGUGGGCUCCGGUAACUGUCAACCCAAUCGUCCAGUCCACUUCUCCUGGCCUCCUUCAACUCACGGCGUCCCCCGACAAAGCGUCGGUCUCGCAGUCGUCAUUUGGUCUAACAUUGUCACUCUUGUAGGGGAACUGCAAUUGCCAAGAUCGUCGCUGAAAAUGCCGCGGCGAAUUCCGACAUCUUUGGAGGAGAAGGUGGAAAUGUGGGUGUUUGAAGAAAAAGUUGAGAUUGGCAAGGACUCGCCGCAUUACGAUGCCAACUUCUCGGGUCCUCAGAACUUGACCGAUGUGAUCAACCGCACCCAUGAAAACGUCAAGUACCUUCCAGGGGUUCGAUUGCCCACUAACCUGCACGCCAACCCGUCGAUCGAAGACGCGGUCAAGGAUGGCACCAUCCUCAUCAAGGGCAAAAUUCUGCCCUACGCGCGUGGCAUCUCAUGCAUCAAGGGUGUCGAUGUCAACGAGGAGGGAAUUAGUCUGUUCUCCGAAACCAUCGGCAAGACCCUCGGUAUCUACUGCGGCGCCCUCUCGGCCAACAUCGCCAACGAGGUUGCCCGAGAGAAGUGGUCCGAGACCUCCAUCGCCUACGAUCCCCCGCACAUGGACUCGAAAGCGCCGACUCCUCAGCGUUCCCCCAUCCUCCCAAGUGAAGCUCCAAGCUCUGCCGUCCGACUACCCACCGAUCAACCACGACGUGCUCAAGACCCUCUUCCACCGCCGUACUUCCACGUGCGGGUCGUCAACGACGUCGCGGGGGUUUCCAUCAGCGGUGCGUUGAAGAAUGUGGUGGCGAUUGCGGCGGGAUGGGUCGAGGGGAUGGGAUGGGGUGACAACGCAAAGCAGCCUUUCUUCGGGGCCACCAUCAACCAGCGGACCUUCACGGACGAGAGUGCGGGUCGCGGAUCUGAUUACCAGUUGCAGUGGUGGUCGCAUUUCCGUUGCGCCAAGCUCAGCGUCGAGCGCAAACAGCCCAUUGAGGAGAUCGAGCAGUCCGAAACUCAACGACAAAAGCUGCAGGGUACUCUGACCGCAGUUGAGGUCAACAACUUCCUGAAGAAAACAAGGCAUGGAGGAAGAUUUCCCCCUCUUCACCUCCGCUAUCGUAUGUUCUGCGUCAUCGUCCGCUUGUCUGGCGUCCAACCUCUGGCUAACCUGUUGCAGCAUCCUCAACGGUCAAAUGAAGGUCGAUGA